Entamoeba dispar SAW760 is the source of this 1734-nucleotide messenger RNA. RefSeq lists its product as uncharacterized. NCBI's taxonomy places the organism in Eukaryota, Evosea, Mastigamoebida, Endamoebidae. Gene Ontology annotation, biological process: cellular response to UV-B. The record is from RefSeq and is a predicted model, not a curated record. Gene Ontology annotation, molecular function: protein binding. Gene Ontology annotation, cellular component: Cul4-RING E3 ubiquitin ligase complex. The transcript is spliced from 2 exons. The coding region runs from base 1 to 1734 and encodes 577 amino acids.
AUGAUUCAUCCACGAUAUUAUUCAUAUGAAUAUUAUGAAGAUAACUCAAAUACAACAUCAAUAUGUUCAAUGGAUUCAUCUUUUAUUGAUAAUGGUGGAUUUAUUCCUCAAAUUCAAAGAUUUAAGAAUUUAGUUUCUUUAAAAUUUAAUAAUACUGAACUUAACCAUUUGGAUGAACUUAUUUCACUUCCAUUAACUUUAUUAGAUAUUUCUAAUAAUCAAAUUAGUUCAUUAUCUCCAUUGAUUUAUCUUACUACACUUAAAUUUCUUAAUGCAUCAACAAACCCUAUUUUAUUAAUUCCUCCAUUACCAGAGCUUAAAUCACUUUGUCUUAACAAUUGUCCAUUAAAAGAUAAUAAACAAACAAUAAGGUCACUGUAUAAAAUGACAACAUUAACAUGCCUAGAACUUCCACGUUCUACUCAUACAAAACUAAUAGAUCCUAAACAAGCUCUUCAAAGAAUAAGAUUUCAAAGAAGAAAAGGGAAAUUAUUUAAAACACAAAAAGAAUAUUAUGAAAGAAUUAAUAAUACACCUACACCAUUAAUAUUUGAUAGUGAUAUUUAUAUUAGAACACUUAUUUUAUUUUUACCACUUCUUAUUGUAUUUAAUAAAGAAAGAAUAGAUAAAAAUGUUAGAAGAUUAAUUGCACAAUCUGUUAAUGAUGAAGUAUCAAUUCCAUUACAACAUACUUCAAUUAUUAAUUAUAUUCAACAUAUUCAAUUAGGUAAAAUACAAAGAAAUUAUAAUUCAUUUAUAACAACAUUAUAUAGAUUUAAUGAAACACCAUUUAAACAAUUAAUACCAGAAAUUGAAGUUCCAAGACAAAUAGAAUAUAAUAAAUGUAUUCCAGGAAAACUUCUUGUAAGUUGUUUAAAUGGAAAAAUAUAUCUUUAUGAUUUUCAAUCAAAUAUAUCAACACAAAUAGAUUCUCCAUUUAAUUCUUCACCAUAUGGGAUUUGUUGGUGUUCAGAAAAAUCAAAAGCAAAUAAUUGUAUUAUUGGUAGUGAUACAGGAAAAUUAUGUUAUUAUGAUUUUUCAAAAAGAAAACAACCAUUAUUAACAAUAGAUAAUUUAGAAAGAAUAACUUCUGUACAUCUUAAUUGUAAUUGUUCAAAAUUUAUUACUUCAGGAUUUGAAACUAAUAUAAAUCUUUUUGAUUUUGAAACAUUUAAAUUAGAAAGAGUUUAUGGAUCUUUACAUAAUGAAAAUGUUAAUGUAGCAAAAUUUUCUAAUACUAAUCCAUUUUUAUUUACAACAUGUUCUUUUGAUUCUUGUGCAGCAAUAUGGGAUCUUAGAACAGAUUGUUCUAUUCCAGUAAUAAAAUAUAUUGGAGAAACAUUAUUAGUAACAACAAUAUUCUCAGAAAAUGAUUUAAAUAUUCUUAUUGCUGGUUGUGAUAAUUAUGUUGAAUCAAUUGAUCUUAGAAUUCAAAAAGGAAUAAAAAUGCAAUUAGAAAGAAGAUGGGAUAAUAAUUCAUUUUGUCGUGGUUAUUAUUGUAAUGGAGGAGAAUCUGUUGUUAUUAGUAAUUCACAUGAACAAACACUUCAUAUAACAAGAACAUAUGAUGGUAAAAGAAUUAUUGAUUGUCAUUGUGAUAAUAUUAAUCAUCAAUUAAAUUUUGAUGGUAUUAUUACUGUUAGAUGUGAUCCAUUUAAUGAUUUUGAUUUUAGUUUAGUUAUGAAUAAUGAUUCAUUAACUCAACUUGGGUUAUUCCAUUGCCAACUAAUCUAG